UCCUCUUGAAGCUGACUUCCUUUCUGGAAGUGAUUUUCAUCUCCAACCAUGUUGAGGCUCUUUUCUCAUUCUUUCAUUCUGACUAAGUUGCUUUUUUCCUGUCUGACUUUCUACUGCAGUUGGGAACUUCUGGAGAUCUUGCCAUGGGGUGCGGACUGAGAAAGCUGGAAGACCCAGAUGAUAGCAGCCCUGGAAAAAUCUUUUCUACACUGAAGAGACCACAAGUUGAAACAAAGACGGAUUCUGCUUAUGAAUAUGUAUUGCUGGAUUUUACCUUAGAAGCUUCUUCAAACCCAGAAGUUAUCAAGAUCAGUUCUGUGUUGGAUAUAGCAUCUCGGGUGGAAGACUAUUACAGCAAAGGCUAUGUUGUGGGAGCUGUUCAUCCCAUCAUGCUGCCAAUUGCACAGAGAAGGAAUUUCCCUGCAAGUCACAUGUAUCGAGUGGUACUCUCACGAUUAAAGCUAAGCCAGAAGCACACAGCACCCAGAGGACAAAGGCACCCCAGGCUGGUGAUUGAGGAAUGUCCUUUAACAUAUGAAACACUGACAAAUGAAGUAGUGAAAGAACUGCUAGAAAAGGUUAAUGAAGCUGCUAAAAGAGGAAAGAAGUUUGUGGGAUUUGUAACACAACAUUUUCCUCAGCCUAAAGCCUGUAAUGGAGCAAGCACAGAUGGAGGAGCAGAGCUGGAAUCAACGCUGGGCAGAAGAAAUAGGGAACACAGAAGAGAAAACUUUGAGGAAAACUAUAAAAACUGGAAUGAAGGGACAUUGAGCGGUCACUCAUCUGAGAGUGGGAUAGAAGAGGAAAUGCAUGGAGAAAGCAGACUGUUAGAGGAUUCAGAUUUCCAGUUUGGAAAAGAAGUCAGCCCUUCUAAACCACGAAAAGGAGAUGAAAAGCUCUAUACGGUCUUCAAUGUUUUUGAUGAUGAUUCUACCUGCUGGACCUACCAUGAGGGUCUUUUGUCUAUGAAAGUAACAAGAAAGGGGCCAGUUGUUAGUACACUGGAAGCAGACUGGCUAGAAUUAACUACGUUUUAUUAUAAACAAGGAUUGGCCUUAGUUGAUUCUUUUGUACACUGGGAAACUUCUAAAGGGGAUUAUUUGCCCAAAUCUUUAGAAGGAUUAUUUAUCUAUGAAGAAGAAGGUGCUGGGGUUCCAGGUUCUAGCAGGAAAGGAAAUGAUGCAAUAGUUGUUGAACAAUGGACAGUCAUUGAGGGGUGUGAAAUUAAAACAGAUUAUGGACCUUUACUGCACACGCUGGCUGAGUUUGGAUGGCUCCUGACCUGUGUCCUGCCUACACCAAUUGUACGACAUGACAGUGAAGGAAAUCUGGCCACAAAGCAAGUAAUUUUUCUUCAGAGACCUGUUAUGUGGAGUUCUGCUGUCCAGACACCAGAGAAGAAACCCUUAAGACAAAUGACUGGGGAAGAAAAAGGCAAGGUGUCCAGCAGAAGUGUUGGAUCAGACACAGCUACUUUUUGCCCUGUAGAAACUGGACAACCACCUGACGAGUUUCACCUAUCUCCUUCUAAACAAUGUUGGAUCAAGGAAGGAUCCUCCCAUUAUGGAGGCUUUCCAGGAUUCAGUAGCAGUGAUGGAGUAUUAAGGGAACUGGAUGAUGGACAAUUUGACCAGGAGGAUGGAGUCACUCAGGUCACAUGUAUGUGAUGAGUAAGUAACUGCAUAAAAUGGACAUGUACAUAAAUCACACAAAUUUUUUUUUUUUUAUUACACUACUUUAAAUACAUUGGUAUAAUCCUAUGACUCUUCCCAAACACUCUUGUAUUUUUGUCUGUGUUGUGUUAAUCCUACUGUAGUAAUAAUACUACUGCAAAAUAAUUUGGUUUUCUGUCUGUCUUUAAUAGUGUAACUACAUGAUUUGGGUGCUCUGCUAACUUGUUAAUGCUUUUGACAAGCAAGGAAGCAAAAGCUGCAAAACAGUGACAGUUUGAAUUGUGUGAGAGAGAAAGGAAUGAGGAUGUUUAGAAUUUUCCAAAAGCUGGAGGAAUGCUUUUGAGUUUGUUUGGUUGUUUUGUCCUUGGGGUUUUUUAAGGAUGUUGUAAAUAUUGGUGGGAAAAAAUGAACUGUCUGGCUGUUCUUAAGUUUUAAUAUAAUUUUCACUUUAUUUGCCUUGCAUUAGUUCAAAAGCCUAGAUAAAUGUCAAGUCUUACGCUAGAGUGGUAAUAAUUUAAGCUACAUUCAGACAGUAUGGACAGAAAAACUCAAGAGGCUGUAGGUAGGUAACUUGUUCCUGGAAUAUAACUUCCCCUAUGCGGUUUUCACAGGGUUCCUUGUACAUGUUAGCCAGGAGCUUAUAACUUGUAUUAUAAUGAUGUGUUCAUAAUGUACUUGUGAGUGGAAAUUAAGAACUGUUCAUCCCCUGCAGAUAACUUGCAGUCUGUAAACAAGUAGUUUGAGAAGCUCCCUAGGAAGCAUUGAGAGCAGUGUGAUGCUGCUAAUGCAGAGGAGGAGGAUGCAGGCUAAACUUCAUAGGCAGUAUAAAAUGUCUCAGCUAAAUGUAUCUCACACUGGAUGAAGUGUAUUGAGGUGCAUCCAAUACCAGACUUGAUGUUCAGAGGAAAGGAUCAAGUUGCUGUGCUUCCAUCCUUACUAUGGGGAGGAGCUGCUUGCAUUAAGGGAAGUUAAUGGUGGUAAGGUGCUGUGGGGAGAGGAACAAACAGCAACUGCUUUUAUGCUGCUGUCUGGAAACUGUAUUUUACAGAGGAGAAGCUGAAUAAAAAUUUAAAAAAAAAAAAGUGCUCAUCAUCUCUACACUAGUGUAAAAUAAUUCAGUCAAAAUAAGUCAGAACUGAGCAAAUGUAUUCCUAACUCCACUCUUAAUGUUUGCAGUACAGCACACACAUCACCCAGGGAUUUUGGUACCUGUCUGUGUGUUGUGCUGCAAACACAGAUGUCAUGAAUCAUUUACCUCCAACACCCUGUUCUCCAUGGAUGGUAUCCCACCAGCUGCUCUGGGACUCUGCCUAAUCCACAGUGGUAGAUGCUGGCACUAAAUACAGUGGGCAGAUUAAUGCAGUGACUGGAACACCAACAAUUAACUCCAAAUAAGCACUCCAGGAGAUGGCCAGGCUAGUGGAGGUUCAGCUGCAGUCUCAAAGCUGUGCAGAAAGAACUUUGCUGUUUAUUUCAGUAAGCAAAACUAAUUCAUGCAGUAAAAAAGUUUAAUUUUAUAUAGGACAGGGGGUAGGGAGAAAACUCACUCUACUGACAUAAUUAGCAUAGGGUAAACUUGAAAUAAUAUUGCUUUGGAGCUGCUUCCUGAUUUACUUAUGAUAUUCUUACUGGCAGGAUUGCUUAUUUUUUCUUUGGAAGACCAACUCUUAAUUGCUUGUAGCAUGUUGGGGGCUUUUCUUCCAAAAAAAUCUACAGCUCUGGAGAUUUAGCUUCAACUUCUUUUUCCCAUUGCAUGCUGUGGGGAGUGAUGGGAGCUCCUCAAAUAGGAGGUACAGUAAGGAACCUCUUCUGGCAAAGGCUCUUCUCCCAGCUUUCCCACCAGCAUCUUGAGGUCAGGGAUGUGGGGCAUGAGCCUUGUAUUCAUUCCCUGUCUGGGGGCACUGUAGGGAGGAAGAUCCCUCUGCUGACAGGGAGAGUGCUGGGCUAGGUGUCCCUGCAGAGCCUGCCCCAAGUGCUGCUUUGUCUUGUGGCACUUCUCAGGGAGCACUGGUCAUCUCCAGUGGGCAACAGGGAUCUCUUCCAUGGGACACGGAUGGAGAAUAUGAAAUAGAAGUUACAGCUAUCUCUGGCAGAAAGCCAGCUAACUCUAGCACAUUAUAAAUGGAGUAACAGCUGGUCUCAUGCAACCUGGAAUAUGUUGCUUUAAUUCUAGAAGUAUUUUUUAUGAGUUCUCCAAACCCUGUUUUUGUAAUUUUAACCAUUGUUUAACCAUUGGUCAUUCUCCAUACAUACCCAAUCUGUAAAAUGGGCAAAAAUUGGUCCAGAGCUCCAGUUCUGAAUAUUUCAAGUUAGAGCUUUUAAAGUAUGUCAAAGAAAGAACCUUUUAUAAAGCAAGAUCUUUGCUUAAGAUGGUUAAUAUUAGUGAACCCUAAACCAAAACUGAGCUUGUAAGUAUUUCAGUAAGUUACAAAGUAUAAAGUAGUAUAUUUAAUGCAGUUACUCUUUCUAGAAUGCAUUCAUUGGAUAAAAAUCACUUUUAACUGAGAUCUUCCUGUAUCACCUGUUGAAAGUGCACAAAAUUCAAUUAAAAUAGUGUCUUUCUAAGAUCAAUGUUCUCCUUACAAUUAAUGGGAUGUACACAAGACAGACUGUUUUGGAACUGAGGUGGAAAUUGAGUAUACCUUUAUUUGCCUUGCAUAAAUUCAAAAGGUCCUAGUCCACAGGUGCACUAGAACAUCAUCACUUUCAGCAAGAAAGACUUCUUUUAAAAUGAAAUAAAGCUAAAUUCUUUCUCAAUAGCCUUCAGUUUUAACUAUGCUUUAGUCCUUGCUCACGAAUGUCACAGGUGUUGACAAUGCUGCAAACCUCUGGAUUUCUUUCUGUCUUUUUUUAAUGCAGUAUAGCCAUGCUAAAUUGUUUCCUCUGAACCCACUCAGCAAUUCCUGGAUUGUUAAGGACAGCUGGGGUUUUUAAUGUCAUUUGUCUCAUAGUAUCAAAGUUGCCUGUGCUGUAGAAAUACUCAUCUGAAUUGUUUGCUUUUCGCAGUCAGGACAAGUUGCUUGCUCGGCCUGUGUGAAGACAGUGCGAGAAUUAUCUGACUUCAUGCACUUGACCACUCAUCUUCUAAGGCUUGGAUGCUGAAACUGAAAAAAAUUAAAAUGCUUCUAAAACAAGUUAUGGAAAAUCUUCUGGUUUGUUCCUUGUAAAAAAUUUUUGAAAGACAGCUCUGUCUUACUUGGAUGAGUGAAAAAGGGAGGGUGCAUUUUGGGUAUAGAUUUGAUUUCAGAUCCUCAUCGCCUGUCUGGCACAAACCAGAGCAUGAAGGUUUGGCUUUACUGGUAUGGUGACCAGCACUGUCCAUUAAGUAAAGCAGCUUUGUAAAUCAGAAGAAUUCUCUGAAAAAAAUAGUAAGUACACUUUCUGUAGUCAAUAACAAGAGUUCAGCCAGGAGCCUGUGUGUUUGAAAUAGUAGGGAAACCCCUUUCCUGAUGGUGACAACAGAAAUGCUCUGCAACUUUUAGAAAGAAUGGAAGGCAGCCAUGUUGAUGAACCUCUGCAAAAGAUUGUUUAUACUUUCUGAUGCUUAAAUUGUUUGGAGGGGAAAUAGUUUUCUAAUGUUUACAAACAGGAAGAAACUGUCCACAGUUAAAUAUUUUGUACUUUACUUGUAACUGUCAGAACAGUUUAUUUACAUACCUGGUCAACUGCAAUAAACGGCUGCUUCACUUGU
Molecule: messenger RNA, 5364 nt
Organism: Taeniopygia guttata (zebra finch)
Lineage: Eukaryota; Metazoa; Chordata; Aves; Passeriformes; Estrildidae
Gene: RFTN2
Product: raftlin family member 2
Source: RefSeq, a predicted model, not a curated record